Messenger RNA from Apaloderma vittatum (bar-tailed trogon), 2499 nucleotides. It is a transcript of the gene TAS1R1, whose product is annotated as taste receptor type 1 member 3. The record is from RefSeq and is a predicted model, not a curated record. Gene Ontology annotation, biological process: sensory perception of umami taste; sensory perception of sweet taste; G protein-coupled receptor signaling pathway. Bases 1 to 2499 code for a protein of 832 amino acids. NCBI's taxonomy places the organism in Eukaryota, Metazoa, Chordata, Aves, Trogoniformes, Trogonidae. The transcript has 6 exons. Gene Ontology annotation, cellular component: membrane. Gene Ontology annotation, molecular function: G protein-coupled receptor activity; sweet taste receptor activity.
AUGGUCCCUGCCGUGCUGCUGUGCUUGAGCUUUGGUUACGCAGCAGCCCUCAAGCCCACGUGCCUCUCAGCUCAGUUUCGAAGGCCGGGUGAUUACAUCUUGGGGGGCUUGUUCCCUUUCGGAAUGGACACCGUGAACCUGGCAGCACGGUCAGAGCCCACGGUAGUUGAGUGUGAAAGGUUAUUUGUGGAUGGGCUAAUAUGGGCUCUUGGGAUGAAGUUUGCUAUCGAUCAGAUCAACAAUUCCACUUCGCUUCUGCCGGGAGUAAAGCUGGGCUAUGACAUGCACGACACCUGCUUCGAGCCACUGAUCACCUUAUACCCCAGUUUGCUGUUUCUGGCCCGGAAUGGCACGACGGGCAUCGGGGUGCUCUCCAACUACACCGACUACCAGCCUCGUGUGACUGCUGUGAUCGGGCCACAUCAGUCAGAUCUCUGCCUGGUAACAGCCGAACUGUUCAGCUUCUUCAUGAUCCCACAGGUGAGCUAUGGAGCAACCAGUGAGCAGCUCAGCAACACGAAGCUGUACCCAUCCUUCUACCGUACCGUUCCCGGUGAUCAGAAGUUGGUGGAAGCUGUGGCCCUGCUUCUGAAUAACUUUGGAUGGAACUGGGUUGCCACCCUUGGGAGUGAUGAUGAAUAUGGUCGAGGAGCCCAGGGACUCUUCUUAAGCAUAGCCGGAAAUCACAGCAUCUGCAUUGCCUUCGAGGGGCUAAUUCCUACAGACCGUGAAGACCCCAAAGCCAAAAACCAACUGGAAGAAACCAUUAAGUUAAUUAACAACACUAACGUCAACAUUAUUGUCCUUUUCGCCUUUAGUCAGCCAGUGCUGACCCUGCUAGAGCACAGCAUCAGGAUGGGGCUGAGCAAGAAAGUCUGGAUUGGUACUGAAGCCUGGAUGUUGUCUGAUGCAGCUACCUCCAUCCCAAAUAUUCAGAGCAUUGGAACAGUCUUAGGCUUCGUAAUGAAAACAAGCACAGUCCCUGGCUUCCAGAAAUACGUCGCUGACCUCUUUACCUCUGUUGAGCAAGAUGAAUUUUGCCAGGAAUCUGACCGCCUCAUCAUCUCUGACACGCGGGACACCGUAUGCAAACAGUGUGACCACAUCUCGCUGCACAACAUCUCGUCCGUGCUACGCCGCUCACAAACACAACACGUGCACGUCGCGGUCUACAGCGUAGCUCACGCGCUGCACAGAGCGCUGGGGUGCACCCGUGAAGCCUGCCCCAAAGCACCCGUCAGAUCUUGGAAGCUGCUGCACUACAUGAACACCCUCCCGUUCCAGGUGAAUGGUCAAAGUUUCAGGUUUGAUCAAUCCCACGGCACAAACACUGGCUACAACCUUGUUUUCUGGUCCUGGAAAAACGGCACCGUUACGUAUCUGCCUGUAGGCCACUAUGAAGAGUCCCUGUACGUCAAUAAGUCCCAGAUUCACUUUCAUACUGCAGAUCAAAAGGAGCCCAUGUCAGAGUGCUUCAGACACUGCAAACCAGGACAAUUCAGACGAAUAAAAGGAUCCCACCUCUGCUGCUACGACUGUACGGAUUGUCCAGAAAACACCUUCUGGAGCUCUGAAGACAGCUCCACCUGCACCCCCUGCCUGGAGCACCAGUGGUCCCCCGCCCGGAGCACACACUGUUACGACCGCAGCGAGAGGUACCUCUUUUGGAACGAGCCGCUCACCAUCGCCUUGCUAACGCUGGUGGCCAUCACCACAGCCCUGACUUGUCUGAUAGCAGCGCUCUUCCUCAAGAACCUUGAGACUCCCCUCGUGAAGGCUUCUGGAGGAAAACUGAACCUCUUCGCCUUGCUCACACUCACGCUGCUGUGUCUCAGCUGCUGCCUCUAUGUGGGGAAGCCCAGUGACAACCUUUGUAGGAUCCAGCAGAUAGUCUUUGCUCUGUGCCUCAACGGUUGUUUCUCCACCUUCUUCAUCAAGUCCCUUGAGAUCACCCUCGUGACAGAGUUCCCUCGCUGUGCCCCCACCUUCCUCGCCUGGGUGACCCAGCGGAGGGCCUGGCUCCUUGUCGCCUCGUGCCUCCUCACUGAGUGCUUGUUCUGCUUCUGCUACCUUCGUGUGGGCCCUGACUACCUGCUGUCCGACUACAAGUCGCUGCCCACUGAGGUUCUGCUCGUGUGUAACACUCAGUCCUGGCUCGCCUUCACCCUGGUGCACGGCUACAACGGCUGCUUGGCCUUCGUCUGCUUCCUCUGCACGUUCAUGGUACAGACUUCUGGUAAGAAGUACAAUAUUGCCAGGGGGAUCACGUUUGCCAUCCUCAUCUAUGUCAUCAUCUGGAUCUUCUUCAUUGCUGUUUUUGCCACGCUGAAGACAGUCCUCAGGUCUGCUGUUGAGAUUAGUGCCAUUCUGACAAUCAGCCUGGGCAUCCUGGGGACCUACUACAUCCCUAAAUGCUACAUCAUCUUGCUCAAGCCUGAUCUGAACACGGUGGAUUAUUUCCAGUACUCCAUCAAAGAAGAGCCAGAGGAGGCUGAAUAA